Chelmon rostratus (copperband butterflyfish) is the source of this 2267-nucleotide messenger RNA. RefSeq names its product solute carrier family 30 member 8 (gene slc30a8). Lineage: Eukaryota; Metazoa; Chordata; Actinopteri; Chaetodontiformes; Chaetodontidae. The transcript has 9 exons. Gene Ontology annotation, biological process: zinc ion transmembrane transport; response to glucose; response to zinc ion. The coding region runs from base 313 to 1512 and encodes 399 amino acids. The record is from RefSeq and is a predicted model, not a curated record. Gene Ontology annotation, molecular function: zinc ion transmembrane transporter activity. Gene Ontology annotation, cellular component: plasma membrane.
GGGUUCAGAGGCGUUGCAGGCGGCCGUGAGUUUGCACACGGUGCGAACGGUGCUGGUCACAAGGCUGCAUCGCAUAUUUGGCUGUUUGCAGCGGCUGGCUUCAGAGUAUGGUCAGCUGUCUUUCUCCUCAGAGGUGUCAACGAGGCCUGAGGAAGACCAGCGCAAGAAACAGGCCUGAGGUUUGGAUGAGCAGAACAGCUGCCUGAGAAGCACUUUGAAGCUGAACUAGAUCUGGGUUUAAAGGAUGUUUUCGUCCCAAUCUGGGCGUUGAGGAAUUUCUUAUAGUAUCUGACAUUGUCCAAGACAUCAGUCAUGUUCAAGAAGAGGGAUCCAGAGAGACAUUCCCUGGUGUCAGGAAAGAAGAACACAUACAGCACUGAGGGGGGCACGCCCGACCAGGAGGCAGUGCAGAUUGACGGCACCGGCGGCAUCAAGCAUUGCCACGACAACAGCCGUGCACGGGAGGAUCGCGAGCGAGAGAGGAAAGUCGCCAGGAAGAGGUUGUACUUGGUCUCUGUCAUCUGCCUGAUUUUCAUGAUCGGUGAAAUCCUUGGUGGGUAUUUUGCAGGCAGUCUUGCGGUUAUGACAGACGCUGCCCACCUGCUGGUGGACUUCACCAGCUUCAUCAUCAGCCUGUUAUCCCUCUGGCUCUCCUCCAGACCCGCCACACACAAGCUCAGCUAUGGCUGGCAUCGUGCAGAGAUCCUGGGUGCGCUGCUGUCAGUUUUCACCAUCUGGCUGGUAACAGGAGUGUUGGUUUAUCUGGCUGUGGAGCGCCUCAUCAGCGAUGACUACACCAUCGAGGGCACUGUCAUGCUCAUUACCUCUGGUUGUGCUGUGUUGGCUAAUAUUAUCAUGGCCCUCACCCUUCACCAGUCCGGUCACGGCCACAGUCACGGUGGUCUCAGCUCGCACGGCCACAGUCACGAGAAAGGAAAAGAACGCAAUCAGAUCUCAAAUCACGCCCACUCGAACGGUGACCAUGCAGACUUGGAGAACAACAAGAAUCAUGGACAAAAGGUUCAGCAGGCCAAUGCCAGUGUGCGAGCGGCCUUUGUCCAUGUGGUGGGAGAUCUUCUCCAGAGCAUCAGUGUGCUCGUCAGCGCCUUCAUCAUCUUCUUCAAGCCAGAGUAUAAGAUGGCUGACCCCAUCUGCACCUUCCUGUUCUCCAUAUUUGUCUUGUGCACCACCUUUACCAUCAUGAGGGAUAUUCUUAUUGUCCUGAUGGAAGGUACUCCAGCAGGGGUGAGAUACAGUGAGGUGCGGGAUGGUCUGCUAGCAGUGAAGGGGGUGACAGCGGUGCACAACCUUCACAUCUGGGCGCUCACCAUGAACCAGGCUGUACUGACUGCACACGUGGCCAUAGAUGAGUCAGUGGAUGCUCAGACUGUCCUAAGAGAAAUGACACAAGCUUGUUUCUCCUCCUACAACUUCCACUCUGUUACCAUUCAGAUGGAGAGACAGGCUGACCUGAAGCCUGGAUGUACUCUGUGUGAGGACCCCAAGAUGUAGGAACCUGCCUUUAUAUGAUCUGAGAGAGAUAAGACCAAGCUAUGUUUUAGCUGCUGUAACCUCUGGUGAAAACAAUAUGUAGUUGUUCUGCUCUGCUCAUUGGGCUCUCAGGUCUUAUGUUUUAGUGUGACAUUGAUGUCAGAGUCAAAUGACAAAGAAAUGCCUUUGUGCUGAGAUUCCAGAAGAAAUGCUCAUAUUGAAAUCACAAUGAGCAUGUGCCUGAAUGAAAGACAGGCUUCCUCAUGAUUGAAACAAUUUUAGAUUAAACGCUCCCUUUCGCCAUCAUGUGUGAAGUUUUACCCUCAUAACUUUAAUAUUUGUGAGUUGUUUAUGCUUUUAAGUGUCUUCAUGUUGAAUCAGAAAUCACAAUUCACUGUAUAAGUACACUGUACAGUUAAUCUUUUCUUUACCUAUACAUGUGAUAUGAUUGUGUUGAGUCACUACUAAUUUACACUUCUAUUCAUUAUCCUAAGUACACAUUUAAGUUGUGGUUGUUUAGCAUCUUACCCCAUGUGAAGCAUAAAAUACUCUUUGUUGGAACAUUAGCAAACUGUAUCAACCUAAGGCACAGGACACAGCCACAGGCAUAUGCACACAGUCUGGUAUGUAAAUAUGGACCAGUAAAUAUUUCUAUGCAUUGACUCCUACACCAGCAACCUUAGAAGUACUGUAUGUGGAGAGCAUCAAGUGUAUUUUAAUACCAACUACCUUUGUGCAAUUGUAAGGUACACACUGAAAUGAAUUAUUCAAUAAAA